Messenger RNA from Bactrocera latifrons, 2314 nucleotides. RefSeq lists its product as uncharacterized. The record is from RefSeq and is a predicted model, not a curated record. Gene Ontology annotation, molecular function: monocarboxylic acid transmembrane transporter activity. Lineage: Eukaryota; Metazoa; Arthropoda; Insecta; Diptera; Tephritidae. Bases 245 to 2041 code for a protein of 598 amino acids. The transcript is spliced from 6 exons.
AACAACAAAAAACGCUAAACAAAAACAAAAAAUUUCAAUAAAUUAAAAAAAAAUCCUCUUUAUCUCGCACAACGCUUCAGCUGCACAAGUUACAAAUUACACGUUACAAGUUAAUUUUAAAUACAAGCCGCUCUUGUUGUUAUUGUUGUGCAUUUAAAUUUAUUUACUUUUUUUUGUAUUAUUAUUGUUGUUUGCUCGCGUUCCACGCAUUCAAUUGAAUGUAUCGUGCUCGGUGGCGGCAGCAAUGAGUAUACCGGCGCGCGGCAAAUGGACUUCGGCGACUGCGGUGGCGACGGCGGGCGUACAGCGCAGGCGUGUAAUCAACAAACACAUUCAACAGAAGUAUCUGUUAUGUGGGUUUGCCAUACAUGCUUUCCUCGCCACACCUGCCUAUCUCUAUGGCAAUGUCGUGGAGUCGGAUAAGGAUUUGGUGCUGCGCAUCUGGCCGGCAAUAGUUUACCAAGCCACGGGUCAGAUUUGUCGCUCCAUUCUGGAACAUCUGGAUACAGAGUAUCGGGGUCGUGAACGUGAGACCACACAAUAUCGGCGCUUCUUUCUUUGUGCCACGCUCACCACUUGCCUCUCGCUAAUGAUUAGCGGUGUAUUCUUUUCAUCGGCUUGGUUUAUUGUUUCAACAACAACGCAAGCUGUAGCAAUAGUAUUUUAUGGAUUAUUUGCAGGCAUUGGUUCUAGUCUCUUUAUUUGGAAGACCCACGUCAUUUUGGAAGCGGUACGGCCUCGCGAAGAUAAGUUCGUUCGCAAAACUAUACACCUCUGCGGCGAGGCAUUCUGUCAGCUCUUUCUCUCAUUCGUCUUCACCAGUCUACGUACACUUUACGGUACAGCGCAGUCGAUAGUACUGAUGUCCGCAUUAUUAGUGAACCUCAUACCGAUCAGUUUAAUUAUCACACGUCAUCGUGAAGGUUCCAUCACAAAGCGCAUUUCGAUGAUCACCGCGGAGAGUUCCUUCCCGCCACUGCAUCAUCAACUGGGCGCGUUCCCGCCCAGCAUUGCUGAUCAAAUCGAUGGCAUUGAUGUACAAAUGCCACGAAUUUGGAAGAGUCCGCUACGCGAACAGCAUCCGGGAACCGCGACCGCUGCUUUGUUUUCGGCUGAAGCACGGAAUAAUUAUAUGUUGGCAGCGGAUGAGGCCUAUGUGACCUUUGUCAAUCCAAAUGGUGUAGAGAUUAUGGAAAUCAUACCCGAGGAAGAUGAGACUGUGUCUAUGAUUCGUGGCAGCUCAGCGACUAUAGGAAAGAGUCAUAACAGCGUGGCUGCAUCACAAAAAAUCCAUCCUAAUGCUUCAUCGAAUGGAUUACAGCAAAUGGAUGAGACGGCAGGCGCCGACAAGACAGAGACCGAUGUCACAGAAGUCGGAAAGUUCUAUAAAUUUCAACGCAUAUCCCGUUACAUAACUACGAAUAUUUGGAAGACUUUGAAGGAAAAAACUUUUCUGCCACUACAGCGUGCGCUCUUGGUGCCACGCCUCUACUCAACCACACUACUUAUGUCCGCGGACAUCUUCUCGUAUGUAAUGUGCCUAACGGUACUGCCGGGAUUGGCGGUGACUCAUCAUGCUAUCAAAAACGCAGAAAUACCAUUUCUCUUUUCGCUUUUGGCCUUCCCAUGGAUGUGCUUCUCGUUGAUGACCCCACGCUUCGGCAGUAGUUUAUAUAAACGCAAAAUCGAGUGGCAUACUUUAGGAAGCGUUUGUAAGGCUUUGGCCCUAAUUCUAAUUAGUUUCUCCACGUCGAAACUGCAACUGAGUGUUUCCUCCGUCUUGUUGGGUUUCGGUCAAGCGGUAACGCUCUUCCUUCAGGAUGUUGUCUUUCAGCGCAGCAUGCCACGUGCUCAAUGGAAUGCCAUACGUUAUCCAGUACAUUUCACCAAUGGUCUAUUAAUGUUUGUGUGGGGCGCCUUGGCUCAUUGGGUUGUUGUGACCUUAUCUUUUCAGGCCUCAGUGGGUUUGGCGGGCAUGGUUUACGUUAUAAGCAUGAUUACUUGGAAUAUGAUUUUUGUCUGUUGCAACACGAGAGAUUGAAAAAUUCAACAGUAUUUACGAUUUUAAACCCACUGGUUGUUAUAAAGGUGUUAGCCCUCAACUACUCCUGCGGACUUAAAGAGAAAUUUAUGAAAUUCUUGCAACGUAGUAAAAGUUAAACUUGUCAUAGGCAUAUCUGAGGUUAGACUUAUUUAAAAUUGUUCCUCUUAAAAUGAAUUUUUUUUAAAUAUUGUAAUUAUGUCAAAAUUGUUAAGUAUUAAAAUCAAAUAACGAAUAAAAAUUUAAAAGAAAAAUCAGAGUUUAAGUAUAUGU